This is a messenger RNA of Nematolebias whitei (Rio pearlfish), 1826 nucleotides long. RefSeq names its product Smad nuclear interacting protein (gene snip1). Gene Ontology annotation, biological process: miRNA processing. The record is from RefSeq and is a predicted model, not a curated record. Gene Ontology annotation, molecular function: protein binding; mRNA binding. The transcript is spliced from 4 exons. Lineage: Eukaryota; Metazoa; Chordata; Actinopteri; Cyprinodontiformes; Rivulidae. The coding region runs from base 257 to 1354 and encodes 365 amino acids. Gene Ontology annotation, cellular component: nucleus.
CGUUUUAUUGCAUGCGCAGUUAAGUUGUAUUUAAAAGAAAAACGUGUUUAAAAAAAAACAACGAGUCAAACGGAACUAAUAGUUAAAGGGGACAGUUUUACCCGGAGAUGAACUCCUAGCAAACAAAGGAAACGGAAGUGCGUGUUCCAGCGCAACGAGAAGUUUGGUAAUCGUUUGAAGAUUUUUAUUUAUUUAUUUUUUGGUCCGUGUUUGUGUGGAAAUUACACGUUCAGGUUGAAUUAUAUUUUAUUCGACAAUGGCCAAAGAGAAGCGACACAGGAGGAGGGAAUCUCCGAUGCGGGAGCCGGAAGUGAAGAUAAAACAGGAGAAAGUGAGCCCCACUAGGCCGCAAAGAUCACGCCGUUCCAGGUCGAGAUCCGUCGACAACUCCAGCCCACAGAGGAGAAGAACGAGCAGGUCACCAGUCAGGUCGAGGGACCACUCACCAGGCAGAAGAGAGACCUCUCCUGUUAGACGGAGCAGCAGAUCUCCAAAAAACAGAAAAAAUCACAGUCCUCAUCGUAGCAGUGAUGUCAGAAUAAAGCAGGAACGGGAUGAGCACAGGGCUAGACGUGAUGAGCGGAGGCGGAGGAACGAGCAGCCAGAUGAACGACGGAGCAGGUGGGAAACGGACCGGUCACAGGACCGAGAUCACGGUGAAGAACGGCAUCGUGAACGAAACUUAUUUGCCUCUCAACAAGCUGAACGACAGCAACACAACGAGAGGCGCAGGGAAAAUCGUCGGCGGCAAGAGGAAAACGAGGAACAAAAUUUUGAACGGUCUGAAGGAGAGGGCAGUGACUCGAGAGGUCCUGCUGCUGAGAAAGAGAAGCCCAACUUUGAACUGUCAGGGGCGCUCACGGAAGAUACCAACACGUUCCGAGGGGUGGUGAUCAAGUACAACGAGCCGCCAGAGGCUCGCAUCCCAAAGCGCAGGUGGAGAUUGUACCCUUUUAAAAAUGAUGAACCCCUUCCCGUCAUGUACGUUCACAGACAGAGUGCCUAUUUAAUGGGACGGCAGAGAAAAAUUGCUGAUAUCCCUAUCGACCACCCAUCGUGCUCCAAGCAACAUGCAGUAUUCCAGUACAGACUGGUGGAGUAUACAAAAGCAGACGGCACCACUGGCCGCAGGGUUCGGCCUUACAUCAUUGACCUCGGUUCUGGCAACGGCACCUACCUGAACAACCAGCGAAUCGAGCCCCAGCGUUACUACGAGCUCAAAGAGAAAGAUGUUCUCAAGUUUGGCUUCAGCAGCCGUGAGUACGUCCUGCUGCACGAGUUCUCAGACACGAGCGAGGUGGACACGAAACAGGAGGAGGAGGAGGAGGAAGACGACGACGGGGUUGAUGAGUAAAUGAUUCUCACGAACUCUAUAACCCACGUUCAUUCAGACCAGGUUAGAUCCACAACAAUGUUAAUGUGCUGAUGAGAAAUAAAGCCUUGAACUGAAGCGGUGAUCGUGGGAAAUAAAAUAACAGAAUCUCGUUGGAUUGUUUUGUACAUUGUGUAAGUAAUUGCUUAAAUCUGCCACACCUGUCUCAAGGUAGACCUCUCAGGUUUCUGUGAUGCAUGACUGAUCUUACUGAUCUCAUGUGUCGUCAGGGGACAUUGGAAUAUCAACCCUAUGUUUAAAAAUAUUAUUGACAGAAUAAACAUUAAGUCAUCCAGAUUAUGAUUUCUUUUUGUAGUGCAAAUAGAAAAUGUGAUGCUGUCCGUGUGUCUUUGCGUCACUGCAGCACGUAUUCAGGAACUUGCCUUUUGUUUUGGUCAGAGCAGAUGCAGUCAUAUUCAAAGUUAAUUUUUGUACUGUAAAAUACAAAAUAAAU